AUGCCUCGCCCUUUGAGGAGAGCUACCCGGGUGUGUAAGCAAGACCAGCGGGCCCAGAGUGAGACCCAGCUCCCCAGAGGUGGCCAGGCCAAGGCAGCCCCUGCAGACAAGGAGUUGCCCUCCUCUUCCACUCCUGCUUCUGGCUUUGGUAGCCAGGGAAGACCUGACGCCGGGUCACACAGCAGUCUCCAGGGGCUUCUGAGAGCCUCGCCAGCCCCUAGUCCUUCUCCAGGAACUUCAGGCACAAGCGCUGGUGAAGGAGUCAGCAGCAGAGAUGGAAGUGGGCAGCAUUUCUCCCAGGACGAACCUUCUGAGCUGUCCAAGCAGGUGCAUUCCUUGGUGCAGUUCCUGAUGGGACUAUACAGAACGCACAAGCCCGUGAAUAAGGAAGACAUGCUGAAGAUAGUCAGCAAAAACUUUGAGCACCACUUCCUCGAGAUCCUCAAGAGAGCCACCUUCAGCAUCGAGGUGGUCUUUGGCAUUGACUUGAAGGAGCUUGACUCCAAGAAGCAGUGCUAUGCCCUGGUCAGCAAAAUGGACCUCCCCAACAAUGGCAUGCUGAGUGAUGGAAGGGGCUUUCCCAAAACGGGUCUCCUGAUGACUCUCCUGGGUGUGAUUUUCAUGAAUGGCAACUGUGCCAGAGAGGAGAUCAUCUGGAAAUUCCUGAAUAAGAUGCGCAUUUAUGCGGGGCAGAGGCACUUCAUCUAUGGGGAGCCCCGCAAACUCAUCACCCAAGACUUUGUGAAGCUCAAGUACCUGGAGUACAGGCGGGUGCCCAACACUGAGCCAGCACACUGUGAGUUCCUCUGGGGUCCCAGGGCCUAUGCGGAGACCACCAAGAUGAAGGUCCUGGAGUAUUUUGCCAAGAUCAAUAACACUGCGCCCAGUGCUUUAUCAUCCUGGUAUGAAGAGGCUCUGAGAGAUGAGGAAGACAGAGCUAGAGGCACAGUUCCACAGCAGGCUG
Molecule: messenger RNA, 964 nt
Organism: Elephantulus edwardii (Cape elephant shrew)
Lineage: Eukaryota; Metazoa; Chordata; Mammalia; Macroscelidea; Macroscelididae
Product: melanoma-associated antigen B3-like
Exons: 1
Biological process (GO): negative regulation of transcription by RNA polymerase II
Cellular component (GO): nucleus
Source: RefSeq, a predicted model, not a curated record